CGUUCAGUCGUAAUUUUGGUGUGAGUGAGUGCACACUCGGAGCUCGCGCACGUGCUCUCACGAGGGACUGCCGCUCUACCUCUCACCACGCCGAUCUUUUGACUUCCGGCUCAAUAAGCGAGUGUUUCACAAAUACAAUUUCCAAUUUUCUUAUCCUCCCUCCUCCUUUUUUUUAUUUUCCCCAUUUUCUUUCUUUUUCCAUUUUCUUAUCCCUCCUCCUCCUUUUUAUUUUCCCCAUUUUCUUUCUUUCUUUUUUUUUUUUUGAAGAUCGUGGGCAGGCGUGACACCACACUCACCUGUCCUUCUCCAUGACACCAGAGAUGAGUUCCCUCCCGUUGCUGGCGAAGAUAUGGAUCGCCUUGGCCGUUUUGGGCGCCGCUUCCUCAGAGCUGGUGGAGCUCUCCUACACCUUCAACCUCGACGCCCCGACCUCGCCCAAACUCACGCCAUUUUCCCAUCGGAUUGUGAGGAAGGGCGUGAACAAAUAUGGAUUGUGGGUCGAAAUGAACGACUUCAGCGCCAGCGAGCACUCCGGCACCCACAUCGACGCCCCUGUCCACUUCUCCGAGCGCGGCUGGACGCUCGACUCCGUCCCCAUCAGGAGGCUGUGGCGAGUUCCUGCCGUACUGAUCGACGUGACUCACCACGUUCAGAAUUCCGGUGUAAAGAACUACGAGAUAAAAGUGCGGGACCUCGAAAUGUGGGAGGCCCAGUACGGCAUACUCCCCGAUGGCUGCAUCGUGCUCUUUAUGACCGGUUGGGGCUCGAAAGUCCGCAACCUGAGGGAGUAUUCGGGCCUGGAUCGACACAACAAGAUCAACUUUCCAGGUGAGGAUCUGCGCAGCGGAGACAAGCUCAACUUUCCAGGUGAGGGUUUGGACCCUCUGAGGAGCAGGCAGAACUAUCUGGGUGCGGGGCUGGAACACCAAAUCAAACUCAACUUCCCAGGCCUGAGCAAGGGCGCGGCGGAGUGGCUCGCCAACCACGCCAGCCGCUACCACCAGCGCUGGGGCGUGAUCGGCGUCGGCAUCGACACCCUUUCGCUCGACGUGGGGCAGUCGGUGCGCUACCCGGCCCACGUGGCUCUCUUCGCCAACAACAUCUACGGCAUCGAGAACCUGGCCAACCUGGAUAGGCUGCCCCCGACCGGCUUCUACGUGACUGUGAUGCCCAUUCGCAUCGGCGGGGGGAGCGGCGCCCCUGCUCGGGUCCUCGCCGAGGUCAACGAGCCGUACCCGCCGGGGCGGUUCAGCCACUCGCCCGGACCCGUCGCUCCCUCGCUGGCACUCCUGAUGCCGGCACUCCUGCUGCUGGCACUGAGGAUGAGGGGCCAUAUAACGGCGUAGAACCUGAUAUUGUAUGCUUUUGUAUGUGUGUGUCGGCGUGCGUGUGUUUAUCCUCUUUCACAGAAUAGUGUGUGUGCUCUACGGGAAAGCAGAAAGCAGAUGGGUUCAAUGUUAUCACUUUUUACACGUUGCUAUCAUAGAUUUUGAACCGUUUCUAGUUCAGAAAGGAAAUUCUAUAGAAAAUCCAAUUCCUUUUGAUUUGCAUUUCAUACUAUUUUUAAUUUUCACACAAAUGUUCUGUACUCUAUGACAUUAUAUGUCACAGCAGCCAUGAAAUGAAUGGGGAUCAUGGUAGUUUAUAUGUAUGUGUGUGUAUGAGUAUACAUGUAUACAUACACACACACACACACACACACACACACACACACACACACACACACACACACA
Messenger RNA from Penaeus vannamei (Pacific white shrimp), 1733 nucleotides. NCBI's taxonomy places the organism in Eukaryota, Metazoa, Arthropoda, Malacostraca, Decapoda, Penaeidae. The record is from RefSeq and is a predicted model, not a curated record.